Molecule: messenger RNA, 4861 nt
Organism: Cebus imitator (Panamanian white-faced capuchin)
Lineage: Eukaryota; Metazoa; Chordata; Mammalia; Primates; Cebidae
Gene: ARHGAP4
Product: Rho GTPase activating protein 4
Exons: 22
Coding region: 1687-4545 (952 amino acids)
Biological process (GO): negative regulation of cell migration; signal transduction
Cellular component (GO): cytoplasm
Molecular function (GO): protein binding
Source: RefSeq, a predicted model, not a curated record
ACACAAGUGCCCUGAAAGCCAGGGCCCAACACUCAGGUUCUAAAGCACGGGCUGAAUGGAGCACGGACUGAGCCCUUUCCUGCUUGCCUGAGCCCUGUGCCUGUCUCUGCUGGGUGGAGGGACCUUUGGGGACCAGUCGGGGCUCGGAUGGAGGAGCAGGGUGUGUUGGGGUCAGCUAAUGAGGGGCUGGGAUCCCUGAUUCCCCUUGGCCUGAGGCACUGGUGGGACGUGUGAGUCUCCCGAGCGGGAGCAGGCUGGGGUGUGGGUGCGGCUGUGCGCGCCGUGGGCAGGGGCGCAGACUCUCUGGGCUUGCUGGAGUACUCGAACCUCAGCAUUUCCGAGACCAGCUGCUGGAAGUCCAGGUCCUGGGCCUGCCUGGGUCUGGCUAGCUCCCAGGCCUCAAAGCCUCAGGUCCUGCAGACCCACACAACAACGUCUUCGAGAAGGGCCUGGGUACUGGGAGAAGGGGGCGGGGAGCUAAGGGAGUGUUUUUUCCUUCUGGGCAAGAGAAUUGCUCAUAGUUGAAAGGCAGGAAGUACCUGCACAGCCUCCCCUCCUCCCCAGGUCUGCAGGUCAAGGCCAUGUGUGCCCGCAUUUGCACAGAGCCUGACUCUGACAUCCGUGCACAUACACGCCUAGGACCCCUGUACUGGUGCCCGCAGGCCCGCUUUCGGGACACACUCCUGGUGCCCAAGUGCUUUGUCCCUCUCCCCAAGUCUACAUGCCAGGGAUUUCCCUCCCAGCAAAUUGAAGCCAGUUGUCUGCUUGGCAUGUCAACAAUGUCCUGCGUCCUGCCUUCCCGAUUUCCCAGAGAAAAGCUGCUGCCCUGUGGUAGUGGGUGGAGGAAGAAGCCCCACCACCCCUGGAUGAGGGAGGCCCCAAACUUGCCCCCAGGGUAGCUAAGACCUUACUCUGAGGGGGCUGCCCCCCUCAGGCCUAUGAUGGGCAGGUGCAGCUGCAGGGGAAGGGAGGCAGAGCAGUCUCUUCCGGCAGCAGGAAGUGGUAACCGCCUAUGUGGAAAUUGUGGGGCUGAGCAAAAGGGGAACCAGAGCUGAACCCUGCUCCCCCACCAAGGGGUCCUGGAGGGAACAGCAGCCAGCUGCUGAGGUUCUGCUGUCUGGCGAUGACUUUCCUUCUCCUCCCCUCCGAACUUUCCACCCCAGUUCUCAAGGCUCCCUGGGAAGGGACGACCCCAUCUGAUGUCUGGGGGAAGCAGCAACCCAGGGGCAGUCCAGGGCCUGGAGCAGCAGUGGUGUUCAUGUACUCGGGCCCUGUGGGCCAGCGGCCCCGCUGCGAACCGUGCAGUCUGGCAGUGGUGACCACGGACAGACGUCUGGAGGUGGUGGCAGGAUUGCAGCCAGGGAUACCCGCUUACCUCGGGCUCUCACACCCGCCCCAGCUGCUUGGCAGUGGGGCUUUCGGCACAAGGCAGCCUAGGUGUAGGCCCAGUGGGAGGGGACGACAAGGCCAGGGCACAGCGGGGUUGCAAGGGGCGCCCUGCCCCCAGGAGCCCCUCGCGGGCAGUGCGAGGCCUGGGCCGCCCCGCCCCACCGGGAGCCGCGCUGGGGGCGGGGCUGGGCGGAGCCCGCGCAGGGUGCUGGCCGCAGCGCCCCCAAGUCCCGGCGCCGGGCCUGCUCGCGGCCGCGUGGGAGCAGUGGGGCUCGACGGCGCGGCCGCCAGGCCGCCAUGGCCGCUCACGGGAAGCUGCGGCGGGAGCGGGGGCUGCAGGCUGAGUAUGAGACGCAAGUCAAAGAGAUGCGCUGGCAGCUGAGCGAACAGCUGCGCUGCCUGGAGCUGCAGGGUGAGCUGCGGCGGGAGCUGCUGCAGGAGUUGGCAGAGUUCAUGCGGCGACGCGCCGAGGUGGAGCUGGAGUACUCCCGGGGCCUGGAAAAGCUGGCGGAGCGUUUCUCCAGCCGCGGAGGCCGCCUGGGGAGCAGCCGGGAGCACCAAAGCUUCAGGAAGGAGCCUUGCCUCCUGUCACCCUUGCACUGCUGGGCAGUGCUGCUGCAGCACACUCGGCAACAGAGCCGGGAGAGCGCGGCCCUGAGCGAGGUGCUGGCCGGGCCCCUGGCCCAGCGCCUGAGUCACAUUUCUGAGGACGUGGGGCGCCUGGUCAAGAAGAGCAGGGAUCUGGAGCAGCAGCUGCAGGAUGAGCUCCUGGAGGUGGUCUCAGAGCUCCAGACGGCCAAGAAGACGUACCAGGUGUAUCACACAGAGAGCGUGAAUGCUGAGGCCAAGCUCCGGGAGGCCGAGCGGCAGGAGGAGAAGCGGGCAGGCCGGAGUGCACCCACUGCCACCGCUGCGGCCACUGAGGCAGGGCCCCUCCGCAAGACCUCCCUCAAGAAGAGUGGGCGGCUGGUGGAGAAGCGGCAGGCCAAGUUCAUGGAGCACAAACUCAAGUGCACAAAGGCACGCAACGAGUACCUGCUGAGCCUGGCCAGCGUCAACGCCGCCGUCAGGAACUACUACCUGCGUGACGUCUUGGACCUCAUGGACUGCUGCGACACAGGGUUCCACUUGGCCCUAGGGCAGGUGCUCCGGAGCUACAUGGCUGCUGAGAGCCGCGCCCAGGCCUCUCAAGUGCAGGGCCUGGGCAGCCUGGAAGAAGCCGUGGAGUCCCUGGAUCCUCCAGGAGACAAGGCCAAGGUGCUCGAGGUGCACGCUAUCGCCUUCUGUCCCCCACUGCGCUUUGAUUACCAGCCCCACGACGGGGAUGAGGUGGCUGAGCUCUGCAUUGACAUGGAACUGCGGGAUGAGAUUCUGCCCAGAGCCCAGAACAUCCAGAGCCGCUUGGACCGACAGACCAUUGAGACAGAGGAGGUGAACAAGACGCUGAAGGCGACGCUGCAGGCCCUGCUAGAGGUGGUGGCCUUGGACGACGGGGAUGUGCUCGACUCCUUCCAGACCAACCCCUCCACCGAGUCCCUCAAGUCCACCAGCUCAGACUCAGGCAGCCGGCAGGCAGGCCGGAGGCGUGGCCAGCAGCAGGAGACUGAGACCUUCUAUAUCACGGUGGGGAGGGCUGGGUUGAAACUCCAGGAGUAUCUGAGUGGACGCAGCAUACUUGCCAAGCUGCAGGCCAAGCACGAGAAGCUGCAGGAGGCCCUUCAGCGAGGUGACAAGGAGGAGCGGGAAAUGUCUUGGACCCAGUACACGCAGAGAAAAUUCCAGAAGAGCCACCACCCUCGCCCCAGCUCCCAGUAUAACCAGAGACUCUUUGGGGGAGACAUGGAGAAGUUUAUCCAGAGCUCAGGCCAGUCUGUGCCCCUGGUGGUGGAGAGCUGCAUUCGCUUCAUUAACCUCAAUGGCCUGCAGCACGAAGGCAUCUUCCGGGUGUCCGGUCCCCAGCUCCGGGUCUCAGAGAUCCGUGAUGCCUUCGAGAGAGGGGAGGACCCGCUGGUGGAAGGCUGCAGUGCCCACGACCUGGACUUGGUGGCUGGGGUGCUGAAGCUCUACUUCCGGAGCCUGGAGCCCCCACUCUUCCCCCCGGACCUGUUCAGCGAGUUGCUGGCUUCUUCGGAGCUGGAGGCCACAUCAGCACGGGUGGAGCAAGUGAGCCGCCUGCUGGGGCGGCUGCCGGCGCCAGUCCUGGUGGUUCUGCGCUACCUCUUCACCUUCCUCAACCACCUGGCCCAGUACAGCGAUGAGAACAUGAUGGACCCCUACAACCUGGCCGUGUGCUUUGGGCCCACGCUGCUGCCCGUGCCCGCUGGACAGGACCCGGUGACGCUGCAGGGCCGGGUGAACCAGCUGGUGCAGACGCUCAUAACGCAGCCCGAUCGGGUCUUCCCACCCCUAACUGAGCUGCCUGGCCCCGUCUACGAGAAGUGCAUGGCACCACCUUCCACCCGCUGCCUGGGGGACGCCCCGCUGGAGAGCCUGGGGGCAGACAAUGAGCCGGACCUGGAAGCGGAGACACUGGCCCAGGAGGAUGACCUGGACGGGGUCGUGGAGGCUGUGGCCUGCUUUGCCUACACGGGCCGCACGGCCCAGGAGCUGAGCUUCCGGCGUGGGGACGUGCUGCGGCUGCACGAGAGGGCAUCCAGCGACUGGUGGUGGGGAGAGCACGAGGGCGCACGGGGCCUCAUUCCCCACAAGUACAUCACGCUGCCUGCGGGGGCAGAGAAGCAGGAGGUGGGCGCAGGCGUGCAGACUGCAGGUGACUCGGAGAGCAGCCCCGAGGGCCUCCUGGCAUCAGAGCUGGUCCACCGGCCAGAGCCAUGCACCUCACCCGAGGCUGUGGGACCCCCUGGACACAGGCGACACUGCUUGGUCCCAGCCUGUCUGGAGCAACAUGUGGAGGUUGAUAAGGCUGUGGCGCAGAACAUGGACUCUGUGUUUAAGGAGCUCAUGGGAAAGGCCUCUGCCCGCCAGGGCCUCGGACCAGCACCUGCCACCUCUCCCAGCCCUGGGCCCCGAAGCCCAAAGGCCCCGGUCAGCAGCCGCCUGGGCAGGAACAAAGGCUUCUCCCGGGGCCCUGGGGCCCCAGCCUCACCCUCAGUGUCCCAGCCCCAGGGCCUGGACUCCACCCCCAAGCCACACUGAGGUGCUGGGCCGGCCACUCUCCCCAGCCCCCUUGCUUCACUCCAGCCCUUUCCAGCAAGUGCAGGGUUCCUGCACUUCACCCUGUGCAGAGAGGUGGGAUGAGGCCACUGUAUAGGGAUGCCCGCCCCAUACCCUGCCUGCCCCUCAGCCCUGGCCCAGGCCUCUUUGGGAGGCAGCUGAGGAAGGAGGCUGGGGAAACCCUCUUCUGCGGCCUUGAGGAGGGCUGGUCAGUGGCUGCUGGGUGGCGGGCGCCCUUGCUCAGAUGCCUGGCAGCACUGCGUUGUGAUUCAUAAAGACCUAUGUGUUGACUCCCUGA